UGUGCGAAUGUUAAGCUCCCUUCGCCUGUGCUUAGAGCCACCACCUGCCCUGUGACCAUGAUAGUGUUUGUUAGGUUCAACUCCAGCCAUGGUUUCCCCGUGGAGGUCGAUGCAGACACCAGCAUCUUCCAGCUCAAGGAGGUAGUUGCUAAGCGACAGGGGGUUCCAGCUGACCAGUUGCAUGUGAUUUUUGCGGGGAAGGAGCUUAGGAAUGACUUGACUCUGCAGAACUGCGACCUGGACCAGCAAAGUAUAGUUCAUAUUGUACGGCGAGCCCAGAGACAUGAACAAAAAGGGGACGAAGCUGGGCAGAACAAUCCUGGAUACUCUAGAAGAGUCCCAGGGAGAGAACCUGAGAGCUUAACCAGAGUGGACCUCAGCAGUAGCAUCCUCCCUGCUUAUUCUGUAGGCCUGGCUGUUAUUCUGGAUAAUGAGGACAAAGAUGCAUCUCAUCAAGCUGGAAAUUCAGGUACACCCACUUACAACAGCUUCUAUGUUUUCUGCAAAGGAGCCUGUCAAGAUAUUCAGCCAGGAAAACUCAGGGUACGAUGUGGCACCUGUAAACAGGCAACACUGACCUUAGACCAGGGUCCGUCAUGCUGGGAUGAUGUUCUGAUUUCAAACAGAAUAAGUGGUAUUUGCCAUUCCCCAGAUUGCAAUGGAACUGGAGCGGAGUUCUACUUUAAAUGUGGUGCACACCCAACCUCUGCCAGUGAAACAUCGGUGGCUCUGAACCUGAUUACAACAAACAGUCGCAGUAUCAGCUGUAUCACAUGUACUGAUGUCAGAAAUCCUGUAUUGGUGUUCCAGUGUAUCCACCGCCAUGUCAUUUGCCUAGACUGUUUCCAUUUAUACAGUGUGACAAGGUUGAAUGAUCGACAGUUCAUUUAUGAUCCAGUGCUCGGUUAUUCCCUUCCUUGUGUGGCUGGCUGUCCAGACUCCUUGAUUAAAGAGCUUCAUCACUUCAGAAUUCUUGGGGAAGAACAGUACAACCGGUAUCAACGCUAUGGAGCCGAGGAAUGUGUCCUGCAAAUGGGAGGAGUCCUCUGCCCCAGUCCAGGGUGUGGAGCAGGCCUGCUCCCUGAACCAGAAGUGAGGAAAAUCACAUGUGAGCCAAGCAAUGGCCUGGGCUGUGGGUUUAUCUUCUGCCGUGAUUGUAAAGAAGAGUACCAUGAAGGGGAAUGCAGCACCCUUUUUCAAGCCUCUGGAGCAACAGCCCAGGCCUUUAUGGUGGAUGAACAAGCCGCGGAGAGAGCAAGGUGGGAAGAGGCCUCCAAAGAAACAAUCAAGAAAACAACCAAACCUUGCCCCCGGUGCCAUAUACCGGUGGAAAAAAAUGGAGGAUGCAUGCACAUGAAAUGCCCUCAGCCUCAGUGCAAGUUUGAAUGGUGCUGGAACUGUAGCCUGGAAUGGAACCGAUCCUGCAUGGGAGACCACUGGUUUGACGUGUAGCUCAGUAACAAAAAAGCAGGGACAAGCUUCACUGACUACCCUGAGACAACUGGUAACAUCCCAGUUGGUCCACUGGCCUCUUGUCAUUUUAAUAUUCUUUCUUUUCACAUGAACAAAAAGAAUUUAACAUUAUGCUUCUUCCAAAAUUCGCUCGAGACAAAUUAUGGUAGAAUACCAUUUCAGAUCUCAUUUUAGACACUGUUUUAGAACCCUAUGGAUUCGAGCAUGGCUAAAUGUAAGACACUUAAAUGUUGUUUACCAACCUCUGUAAUGCAUAGAUACAACAGGGUAGAUUCCAAGUGGAGUUUAAGCAUUAACUGUGGAUUACCUGUCUCCUGUGAAUUUAAGACAGACUUGAAUUACCAUAUGAAUUCAGCUCUCUCAGGUUUCAUUUUGUAUACUUGACUUGUAGUUUUAAAAAAAAUUAUUGUUAAAUGAGUCACUGGAAUGAUUUGAAGAGAUCUUUUGUGGCUCAUUGUCAGUGGGUUUGUUUGAGAUUGAUUAAGUGGUUAACCUUUUUUUUUUUUAAAUGUGGGUCACAGCUUCAAUACUAAUAUCUCCAUUUAAAUUUUCACAAUACCAUAGGCAGAAGCCAAAAUUUUAUUGGGGAAAAUUUUUGUUUGUUUUUAAGAAUAAGCCCAAUUGAUAAUCUUAAAUUGUAUGGGUGAGAUUGUAGCUAAGCAUAAUUCACCAUAUCAAAUGAAUGGGAAAUUGGGAAAACUUCAUUUGAAUUUUGAAAUGCUGAAAUUAUGGGGAAUUAAUUAAAACAGUGUGCUCCUAUAACAUCUUGUUGAUUUUCAUCUUAGAAAAAAAUGUUCUCAAAAUUUUUAGGAGUGUCAAAUUUUAAUAAAAAUAAUGGCAUUUCUGAGCUUGAGAACUUUUCUAACAGUUUGGAUCCAUUGUGAAAUUUAAUAGAGAUACUAAAUCAUAAAAUUUAGGUGCCUGUUAUAGUAACGUGAUAGAAAUCAAUUAGUAGUGGUGCUCAAUGUUAAUUAAAAAAACAUAUUGUUAAACCAGAAUGUUUAUAAAUAUUAGCUUUUCUGGGCCUACAUAUGAUACCCACCUAAAUCUCUGGCAGGAAAGAUUUAUAAUAAAGGGAAAUAAUAUGUACCUAGUAUGUUAGUUUAGCACCUCUACUAAUGCCCUAUUGGUUUGAAAAACUACUAUUUUCCAAAUGGGCAGAGCCCAGGAGGGUCUAUAAGCAUCCAGUGAUAUUCAUAUUUUCCCAGGGAUAUUUAUUUUAAAGAUGUGAUACACUAAAAAGCAAGUCAGCACAUUUAAAAUAUGAUCUGAUGACAUCGCUUGAAUAUUAAUGGGUGCUUUGAAUCCCAUUUGGUGUAGCCGUAACAGGCAAGAAAUGUAUAAGGACAUGUUCAUUUUUGUUAAUGUCUGUUAAAUUCAUGAUAACAAAGAAAAAUUUUUAAAGUAAUCGUUUUAGUAAUAGUAAUAGUUUUGCUUUUUAAAGUAAUACUUCUCCACUGACAAAGAUUUGUACCACAUGCGCUAAAGAAGAAUUCUUUCACACAGUUCUUAAGUGAAAAAGUAUUACUCUCCUGAAUAGCUGCUGUCUUUAGAUGAGUCGUUUGACUGUAUUCUGUGGAGGAACAUUAGAGAAACUAGUAAUAUCAUGAGUUUCAUCAAUACGUGAAUCUAUUAAUGAUGAUUUUAGGGUCCCUAGUAACUUAAAUCUAUAAUAUCACUUUUGUUUUAAUCCAUAUUUUUUUGUUUUAGUCCAAAAUGUUUUAUCUAUCCUUAAAGCCAUGAGGCUUUAAAGACCUGUUAGAACAAAAUUUAGUCUGAGAAAGACAGACUCAGGGGCAUACCAUAGUACUUCUGGCCCCACCUACUCCCACCUUAACAUAUCAGCUUCUUUUCCUAUUUCCUCCUAACUCUAUCCUGCCUUGCCUUUCAAUCUGUAGGGAUGCCAUAGACACUAUAGGGCAAAGAGAGUUAUACAGUCACAGUAUGAGAACAGAGGUGCCUUGAACACCUCCUCUGGGCCUUGCACUCAUGGCAAAAACCACUGGGAGCUCACCUUAUGACCCUGAGGGUGCCAAAUCUGCAAUUCUGUACCCUGGUCAGGAAGCUGGGAAAACCCAAUGAAAUAUCCCAAUGAGAAAUGGGAGAGUCACAAAAGUUACUUCCUACAGGUCAUGAGUCAAUAAUAUCCCAGUGGUGACUCAGAAAUCACCUCACUGUCAUGGAGCCCAAGUAAGACCUCUUGGGUAAGAAUGGAAGUUGAAUAAGUGAUGACCAGCUCUCCUACAAUCAGCAGCCCCUGACUGAUGACCUCAUAUGAAUGUAGCUGUGGCAAGGCCAAAGGCAAACUCAUCUCUUUCAGUCAUCUGGCCUAAUGCAGACUCCUCGAUCGUCUGGCGAUCUUUUUUUUCUUGAUUUUUAAUGACCACCUGCUUCCAAAUGUGUGAUGUUUGGGUUUAGGAGAUUUCAUUAGCUAUUAUUUACACAGAGCCAGUCCCAUUGCAUCUAUCUCCUAAACUGUUUUGCUUUGUGAUAUAAUUAUAUAAUAUAAUGUUUUAUUAUCUGCUUUUUUGGGAUGAUAGCUGUUUUUUGUUCCAGAAAAGAAAAAUAGGUCUGAGUUAUUAAGUGGGAAGAAAAAAAAACCCAACCAAUGAAUGUAUUAUAAGUGAUGUUAUCUUCACAUCACAUCAACAAUAAACAUGAAAUGUGUAUCAAAGUUCUCAACACAUCACAAAGAACAGAAAUAAAAGUUCUUCACAAAAGUAUCUUUGUUUUCUAUGCAACACCUAAAUCUGUCCUUCAGUGCGCCAGCAAAAACAAUCAACAGCAUGAUUGUAACUUUGU
Messenger RNA from Vombatus ursinus (common wombat), 4275 nucleotides. RefSeq names its product E3 ubiquitin-protein ligase parkin-like. NCBI's taxonomy places the organism in Eukaryota, Metazoa, Chordata, Mammalia, Diprotodontia, Vombatidae. Bases 58 to 1452 code for a protein of 464 amino acids. Gene Ontology annotation, molecular function: zinc ion binding; ubiquitin conjugating enzyme binding; ubiquitin protein ligase activity. The transcript is spliced from 12 exons. Gene Ontology annotation, cellular component: ubiquitin ligase complex; cytosol; endoplasmic reticulum. Gene Ontology annotation, biological process: regulation of cellular response to oxidative stress; protein polyubiquitination; negative regulation of protein phosphorylation. The record is from RefSeq and is a predicted model, not a curated record.